Phaeoacremonium minimum UCRPA7 is the source of this 252-nucleotide messenger RNA. RefSeq lists its product as hypothetical. The transcript has 2 exons. NCBI's taxonomy places the organism in Eukaryota, Fungi, Ascomycota, Sordariomycetes, Togniniales, Togniniaceae. The coding region runs from base 1 to 252 and encodes 83 amino acids. The record is from RefSeq and is a predicted model, not a curated record.
AUGGUCGGCCGUCGUCAUCACCACACUACCACCACCACAACCACCCGCCGCCGCGGUCUCUUCAGCAGCCGCCGCCAGCCCGUCGUGGUCCACCACCAGAAGCGCCACGCCACCCUCGGCGACAAGAUCAGCGGCGCCUUCCUGAAGCUCAAGGGCUCCUUGACUGGCCGCCCAGGCGAGAAGGCUGCCGGUACGCGCCGCAUGAGAGGCACUGACGGCCGCGGUUCUCACCGCCGCCGCCGCUUCUUCUAA